Molecule: messenger RNA, 2787 nt
Organism: Pseudonaja textilis
Lineage: Eukaryota; Metazoa; Chordata; Lepidosauria; Squamata; Elapidae
Gene: EPS8L1
Product: EPS8 signaling adaptor L1
Biological process (GO): regulation of Rho protein signal transduction; positive regulation of ruffle assembly; Rho protein signal transduction
Cellular component (GO): vesicle; ruffle membrane; plasma membrane
Molecular function (GO): actin binding
Source: RefSeq, a predicted model, not a curated record
AUCUCAAGUCAUACAAGUAGCUCAUAAUUUCUACGUGCCAGUCAGAUGUUGCUAGCUUUGUGGCCCCAGGAGAAAUGAUAGCAGCAGAAGCCAAGAGCUGAGAGGACUGCAGUUUUGCCCAGUUGUGGUGUGAAUUUCAGAUAAAGUUGCUGACAUCAUGAAUGACAUAGGAAGUUUAUUUGGUGAUGUUCACAAGCCCAGUGCCAGAACCAUCUAUGAACAGAGGAAGAAGUAUUCCAACUUCAUUGUGGCAGAUGUCUCUCAGUAUGCUGUCAAUCACCUGGUGACCUUCACCAUUGGAGAAGAGGACGAUUUGACAUCUGUGGAGGAUGCUAUCAGGAAACUGUCCCUCAUGGAUAAGCAAGGGAAGAUCUGGGUUCAAGAGAUGCUGCUCCAGGUCAACGGGUCGGCUAUCAAGCUCCUUGACAUAAACUCAAAGGAGGAACUGGAGAAUUAUGCAUUGGCAACAGUGGCUUAUUGUGAGGCUGUCUGCCCUGAGUCCCGUUCCCAAUCCCUGCUUCUACUCAUGUGCCAGGAAACUACUCAGCUCAGACCGGAUAUCCAUUUCUUUCAGUGUGAUCAAAUUAGGGCGGAAUGGAUCCAGCAAGACAUCACCAGUGCCUUGCUGGAUUUCAACACAGGAGGAAAUACCCAACGGAUGGAAGCCCUGAGAGCUACCCAAAACAUGCUUGAUAAUCAGGAGGUCUUCUCUCAGCCUCCUAUGCAGGUUCCUUCUAGGACAAAGAUUGUUGCACCAGGGCCAAGAGAAGAUGCCAUCUUGGUAGGAGAACCUGAUCUGGCCAUCAUCCAAAUAGAGCAAAACGUGGAGCUGCUGAACCGGGUUUUUGAUGAUGUGGAAGCCUUUGUGAGAAAGCUGCAGAAAUCUGCAGAAGCUUUCCGUGUCCUGAAUCAAUGCAAGCGCUCCGCAAGAGGGCGCCUUCGAGAGCCAGGAGAGGGGCUCUUAACCAUUAGAGCAAAACCUCCAUCCCAAGAGGAGUUUGAAGACACUCUGUCCAAGAUCAAGUAUUCCUUUAGCCUUCUGGCAAGGCUGAAAUCCAACAUCACAUGCCCUACUUCAGAGGAGCUAAUAUGUAUUCUUUUCAAACCCUUGAAGAUGAUUGUGGAUGCUUCUGGGGGUGUGGAAUUUGCUUCUGAAUUGCACAGUCCCAUGAUAACUCUAGAAGCAGCGACUUUGAUGCAUAGCUGCUUAGGAGAGUGGGAAACAGAACUGUGGCAUUCUCUGGGUGAAAACUGGACUAAGCCCAGAGUGGAUUUCCCCAGGGGCUAUGCAGCUCCCUACAACCUAACUUUCUGCAGUGGCUGGGAGCCUCCUAUCCAGGAUGCUUUUGGGAAACCUUGGGAAGACCCAGUAGAGAUGCAACACCGCCAUGAAGAACGCCGCGCCCAGCAAUCGGCUCCCACAAUUGCAGCCAAUGGGUGCAAACAUUUAGAGAGGAAACCAGUGAUCUGCACCCACAACUUCACAGCCAGAAACAGCAAUGAACUGUCAGUGCUUCAAGGAGAUAUAUUAGAGGUUCUCGAUGAUAGUAAAAAGUGGUGGAAAGUCAAGAAUUGUUAUGGUCAAGUUGGUUAUGUCCCUUAUAAUAUUCUUGCUCCAGUGAUGAACGGAGAUCAUUCCAAUAUCAAGAAUGACAAGGAAAUUCUUGUAAUCCAUGAAAUCGACCCUAUAAUAACAAAGAUAACACCACCUCAGCCACCAGCAAAGACCAAACAUCUGCAAUCCAAUGGUGUAAAAUGGGCCAGCAUGGAGGAACUUGACAUAGACCACAGUAAGAAAGAUCACUUCACCAUGGUCAAUGAGGAGCUCGUCCUGAGACUGGCCAACGGGACAAGUGGUGGUAGUAAGACUCUUCACAUCCCACGCACUCUGGAUACUGAUGUCCCUUUAGACUACAAUUCAAAUUCUGAUCAAGUCCGGACCUGGUUGGAGGCCAAAGGAUUUGAUCCAUUGAUUGUCAAUGCCCUGGGAAUUCUGAACGGUGCUCAGCUCCUUUCUUUGCAGAAGGACGAGUUCAGAGCUAUCCACCCAGAAGAAGGACCUCGAGUCUACAGCCAGGUUACCAUCCAGAAAGCCCUCCUAAAGGACUCUGGGAAAAUGUCAGAGCUGGAGGCUGUGAUGGCAAGACAAAAAAGAAAAGCAGAAGGAUUGGACUAACAGAGCUCUUUUUUGUGUGGUGGUGUGACUUUGCUAAAGAAAUGUGGAAAUGCCAGAUCUUCUCUCUAUAAGAUCAGAAUCUACAUUGUGCAGGGAGAUCAGUGUGAAAGAAUUGGUUGUAAUUGUUACUGUGGGUGUUUUAUCUUCCUGAUCUGCUAUAAAGAAGAGAAACCUCUGGGUAUCCCCAGUUUCUCAAAUCUCUCCUUUUAAAAUAGACAUCAUGGAACAAUCUUCUAGCACUCUCCCCUAUUCCUUAAUCCUCAUUUUUUUUAAGAAAAUAAAUGAAAUAAUUAUGUCCUACAGGAUCUACACUAUCUCCAUUUUGGAGCAAUUUGUUUAUCUCCUAGUACAAUUAUCUCUCAAUCUCUCCAUAGGAAAAUAUAAAUAUGAUAUAGUGCAUGCUAUCAUCCAUUCAAUUUUUGUUUUUUCAUUGAACAUCAGCAUGGAAAUUGUUGAACAGAUUUCCCCCCCCCCCCAGUUGUAUGGUCUCAUGAACUAUGCAUGUAAAUUUACACAAAAGCAAUAAUUUUAUAUGCAGUUUAUUUGCACAGAACAUCAUAGGAAUUGUAGCACUGCUGGGAUCCAAUUUUUUUUUACUACCGGUUCUAUGG